AAAAGGGUGCCAAGAAGCUGGGACGAGGGAACGUGGGUGUAAAUAGACAGUGAACGCUCUUGGUCUCUCUUUCUCUCCCCCUCUCUCUCUCUCUUCUCUCUCCCUCCCCCUUAUCUCCUUCUCUCUGUCUCUCUUUUAUAAAAUCAAUGAACGAGUUAUUGGGUAGGACAUAAAUAUAAGGAAUCAAAGCCUCAACUGGGACCAACGGCAUCGCGCGCUUUUGAUAUGCGUCUUCGCCAAAUGCUACAUGUGUUUUCACAUCAGUGUAAAUAUUGGCUUUGAUAAGACGGCAGCGGAAUCAGCUCUGGUACAGCGCGGUCUCGGAGCCAAAUUUUGACCAAGACUUCAACCAGCUUUUUUUAAAUUGUUUUUUUUUUUCAACGUAAAAGCGAUUUUCCACCAUCGCCAUCUAUAGCUGCUGUCCUACCCAUCCCAACUCAGCGGCCGGUCCGAAGAUGGCAACUUUAACCAAUGGGCAGGUGGACGGCACGGUGCACGGUGUCGGGGUGGUCUCCGCCAGCACGAACGGGCUCGUGAACGGAUUAAGCCACAACCACAGCCCGGUGGGCUGCCCGGCCACCAUCCCCAUGAAGGACCACGAUGCUAUAAAACUCUUCAUCGGUCAGAUCCCCCGCAACCUGGAUGAGAAGGACCUCCGGCCACUCUUCGAGGAGUUCGGCAAGAUCUACGAGCUCACUGUGCUGAAGGACCGCUUCACAGGCAUGCACAAAGGCUGUGCCUUCCUCACCUACUGUGCCAGAGAGUCGGCCCUGAAAGCCCAGAAUGCAUUGCACGAGCAGAAGACCCUGCCAGGGAUGAACAGACCGAUCCAGGUGAAGCCAGCAGACAGCGAGAGUCGAGGAGAAGACAGAAAGCUCUUUGUCGGCAUGCUCAACAAGCAGCAGUCAGAAGAUGACGUGCGGCGCCUUUUCGAGUCCUUCGGCAGCAUCGAGGAAUGCACCAUCCUCAGAGGUCCUGACGGAAACAGCAAAGGCUGUGCAUUUGUAAAAUACUCAUCUCAUGCUGAAGCUCAGGCAGCCAUCAGUGCACUACACGGUAGCCAGACAAUGCCUGUGGGUGGAUGGGUGGGUGCACAGGGUGCCUCAUCCAGUCUGGUGGUCAAGUUCGCCGACACGGAUAAGGAGCGCACCAUCCGCCGCAUGCAGCAGAUGGCCGGUCAGAUGGGCAUCUUCAACCCCAUGGCCCUGCAGUUUGGAGCCUACGGAGCCUACGCUCAGGUUCAGCAGCAGGCGGCGCUUAUGGCGUCUGUAGGACAGGGAGGCUACCUCAGUCCAAUGGCGGCCUUUGCCGCAGCCCAGAUGCAGCACAUGGCAACCAUCAAUGGUAUCCCAGGGGCACCGAUGACACCAACGUCAGGUGGCAGUACUCCUCCAGGCAUCAGCGCCCCCACAGUGACCAGCAUCCCCUCCCCCAUUAGUGUGAACGGUUUUACUGGCAUGCCACCCCCGCAGGCAAAUGGGCAGCCGCCUGCAGAGGCUGUCUUCACCAACGGGAUACAUCAUUACCCUGUGUUGCAGGAGGUGGUUUUUAGAGAGGACUCGGAGAAAAACGGCUUGGGCGUGGCUCCGCGGAGUUGUUUUGGGGUUCAGGGUGGCUGCUUCCUGUCCUCUCUCUCUGAAGCUCAAAGUCCCACUGCAGCUGAUCCUCUCCAGCAGGCUUACACAGGAGUCCAGCAGUAUGCAGCAGCCUACCCCGCUGCAUACGGCCAGAUCAGCCAAGCCUUCCCCCACCCUCCACCUAUCAUUCCACAGCAGCAACGAGAAGGACCAGAGGGUUGCAACCUGUUCAUCUACCACCUCCCUCAGGAGUUUGGGGAUGGAGAGCUGAUGCAGAUGUUCCUCCCUUUCGGUAAUGUCAUCUCCUCCAAAGUGUUUGUGGAUCGGGCGACAAACCAAAGUAAAUGCUUUGGGUUUGUGAGCUUCGACAACCCAGGUAGCGCCCAAGCCGCUAUCCAAUCAAUGAACGGCUUCCAGAUCGGCAUGAAAAGACUCAAGGUGCAGCUGAAGAGGCCAAAGGACGCCAACCGCCCCUACUAGCCCCCACCCCUGCCAGCCGCCGCCAAUCUGGUCGGCCGGGGGCAGCCGUCUAACACCAGGGAAAGACAGGUUUUGUUGAGCUGAAUCAUAUGUUGACUUCUUGCUACCCACCACUGAGUGCAAACUCAACAUCUGGACCACUGAGGCUGCUUCACAAACAGAGGAGAGAGAGAGAGAGAGAGAAUGAUGGACGAGUCAAGGACACCUCCUUUUGGAUGUACUAAAACUUUGGAACUCAGAGAGAAUUUGUACCAGCCUGGUUAACCCCAGGACCUUUUUUCUUCUGCACACAUAUACACUCUUUCCUGUUUCCCCACAAAAUCCUGCUUGAAUGACAGCUACCUUUUCUGGACCACAAAAACUUUUACUUGAACAUUAAGAGAAAAAAAAAGUAAAAGAAAGUAUGUCAAACCUAACUACAAUGACCAACCCCACUGAACUCCUAAAGGGAAUAUGGAUGUCAAAAAUCCGACAAGAACAAUACUUUUUAAAAACUGACUAGAGGAUUGCCGUAGGAGAUCUUUCUGUAAGAUGGUUUGAGUUUGGACAGUUGAAGUUUGAAGACCAAUUUAUACGACUUGAAACAAGAAAGGACAAGACAUUCUCGGAGAGAGAACUUAAGUAGGGAAUGUGAUAUUUUCAGGACACAAAUUGGCUUCAAUUUGGGACGGCCAUCUUUAGCUCGGAGUGCCUGUCCGUUUCCAGGGGAUACCGUUGCCAAGGAGAGCCAUAGCAACGGUCUCCAGGGAGUCUUACCUGUCAUUCCUUAGUUGUUUUAGGGACCAAAAGACCAAACGUUUUUAUUGCUGAGGACUUGUAGCUCUAAUAUACUCGGACCACUGCAUCUCUUUCAGUCAGAGGUAACUGGUUGAGGAGUUGCACUUAAAAGAAGUGUACAUUUCGAAUAUAUACAACACAUGUACAUGUACAUAUAUAUUGCUGAUAUGCUUUUUGAAUACAGGCAAAACUAUUUCAGAUGACCAUAUGGGGUCUCUCACUUCGCUAGUUUACAAUUACUCAAAAAUGUUUAUUUUUUUCUCUUCUCAUUUUGUCUUGGGAGGGAUGGCGAGUGCAUGGGAGGGGCUGCUCCGUAUCACAGCCUUAUCUUUUUUAACUUGACAUCCUAACCUCAUAGAUAGAAAAACAUCAGAA
Messenger RNA from Labrus mixtus (cuckoo wrasse), 3209 nucleotides. It is a transcript of the gene celf4, whose product is annotated as CUGBP, Elav-like family member 4. Gene Ontology annotation, molecular function: mRNA binding. The transcript has 14 exons. NCBI's taxonomy places the organism in Eukaryota, Metazoa, Chordata, Actinopteri, Labriformes, Labridae. Bases 456 to 2057 code for a protein of 533 amino acids. Gene Ontology annotation, biological process: regulation of alternative mRNA splicing, via spliceosome; mRNA splice site recognition. The record is from RefSeq and is a predicted model, not a curated record. Gene Ontology annotation, cellular component: ribonucleoprotein complex; nucleus; cytoplasm.